Molecule: messenger RNA, 4199 nt
Organism: Brienomyrus brachyistius
Lineage: Eukaryota; Metazoa; Chordata; Actinopteri; Osteoglossiformes; Mormyridae
Product: epithelial cell-transforming sequence 2 oncogene-like
Exons: 21
Coding region: 330-3248 (972 amino acids)
Molecular function (GO): protein binding; guanyl-nucleotide exchange factor activity
Source: RefSeq, a predicted model, not a curated record
GCUGUGAAGAACUAAACAGUCUGUAAUAUCCUGCAAGAAAAAUAUAGGUUACUUACGGUAAAAUGAAAGGCUGCGUGUCUAAUUUGGCGAUAUUUUUCAUAAUAUUAAGAUUCUUACGAAUGAACACGUAGACGUACGGUUCGCGCUUGAUUUGCCAUAAGUUUAGUUUGUGUAACGGCCCUAACCAUCAUGUAUUCUACUCUCAACAUGUUGUAAGAGUUGUUAAGGUUUUCUGGGGACAUCGUUCUCUUCGUUGUACAGCAGCAUGUGACCAGUCUCACUGCGCAAUCGAAUAAAAUGUUAAUGUUUCAGAUAUCCUUCUGCUUACAAUGGAAACUCUGGAAACGGAUUUGGUAAAAUCCAGAGGAAGAGCAAGUAUCCACAGUGUAAAGCAGCGGCAUUUCAAUGCCAUAGAUUUUCGACCAGCACUGACUGAAGAUUUACUGCUCGCAUCCGAGACCCGUCUAAGUACUUGGACACCAGUUGUCAAUAAGCCAACGAAUCACCAGCUUUUUCAGGAAAGGACAACACUCAUACUACACUGGUUUGAUCUGUGGACUGAUAAUCAAAGAAAACUGUUUAUUCAUGAUAUACUAAGAAGAUGCUCCAGAUCCCAGCUUAAGUUCACCAGAGACUGGUUCAUGGAGGCUUUUCCCAGUACCAACAUGGACUUCACCAGUGUGUUGCCCCGCUUCCUGUCCCUUUAUAUCCUCUCCUUCCUGAACCCCCGUGAGCUCUGCAUCGUCGCCCAGGUUUGCUGGCACUGGAAGGUCCUUGCAGAGCAGGACUGUCAUUGGGCCCCAAAGUGCAUGAAGCAUGGCUGGUUUCUCCCCUACACCCCCACCGACCUGGAGUACGGAGCCUGGAAAAGGCACUAUAUAGUGUGUGUCUCCAGCCUGGACUACCUGACGCCCCGAGAGGCGGCAGACAUCUAUGGCACUUUAAAUGAUCCUGUGCGAGACAAGGAGGAGCCGGAGGAGAGACGGAAAGAGAGGUGGAUCAGACAGUGCAUCCGGGAAAAGGUGGCAGAGCACAAGAGAGGUACGCUGAUGUAUAGACACGCCUGGUUGAAUAGCAGCUGGUCAGCGGGGACAGCCAGUCCUAACAUCCGUAGGGAGAAGCUCUGGGCAAGUUUCAGUCAGCAGGACAUGAGAGCUGCUUUGGUGCUUUUAGGGGAGAAAAUCCGUUCACGGUCCAGCCUGUCGCUGCGAAGGGAUCAGGGAGGUUGGCUGUCCCCCACUGAGGGAUCCCUGCUGAUGAGCAGUCAUGUGGCCAGCUCCAUGCAAUCACUAUACAAAGGGUCUGCUAAGAGUUGCCGGACGCAAGGUGAAUCUCGCAUUCUGCCACGUCAGCCUCCCCUCCACUUGCUCCUGGUCUCCUCCAGGGUGCCAGCAUAUGAGCUGCUGCUGUCAGCUGCACGCUCUGCAGUGGUGCCUCUGCUGUACGACCACAGAGGGAGCACUCUGGAAGCUCUGCUCUUCAGGGUGGAGAGGUUGCUGCAGGGAGUGAUGGUUCAGAAUGUGGCAGUUCUGGCAGAAGGAGAUGCGGAGGAGCUUAACCUUUUACAAGGCUGCAGGGUGACGCAGGAGUCAGUGCUGCGGCCAGAUGUUAGGGAGUUCUGGGAGAGACUGGCUGGCUGGGUAGCAGCACCAGCAGAAGGAGCAAGUCUGUUCAUCUUCACCCCUCUAGCAGCUUCAGUGACAGGAACCGAGCUGAUGGUGAAGCUCUCCACUCUGACGGGCCUGAGAGUCUGCGCUCCCACUGGGCUGGCAACUGGGUCGUACCAACAGAUUCUAAGUGAGUGGUCAGGAGGGGCAGAGUUCCCCCCCAGGCUAUAUUUUGGUGAGGCCGAGCUGCUGAGUUGGGCGAGGCAAGCGGAGCGGUUGGAGGAGACCCUGGGGACCAUCAGGGUCCAGCUGGGGCCCCAGCUGAAAGCACUCGCACAGGAGAUAAGCGGUCGGGCGGUAGGCCACUUUCUGUGGGAUACAGUUAUCCCCUAUGAGUUCCAUGCCAAUUCAGAGGUGACCCAAGCUUUGACCGAGGGUCUGGCUGCACUGUCCAGAGAGCCCUGUGACAAUCCCCUGCAGUACCUUUCAUUGUUCUUGCAAAGAAGAUGCGAGGAGAUCUGUGCAGACAGGACCGAUAGCGUCAAAACACAAAGGGAUCAGACCGGCGCCCAGAAUCACAUUAGUCUGAUACCACAAGGUCUUCAUAGCAAUGCCAAUGGACAGGCCAUGGUGGCUGCUGAACUUCUCCACAGUGAGAAGGUCUACAUACGGUUGCUACAGGCCAUCGUCCGGGUAUACUAUGGCCCCCUCAAGGCUGCCCUUGACUCCAAUCGGGCCAUUCUCAGUUCCUCCAAACUCCUCACAAUCUUCUCCCCGAUCCUGGAAAUCUUGGAGGUCAACACCGUCUUCCUGGAGAAACUGACGGCAAGGCUGCCGGACCAGGGGUCAGUCCAGCAUGUGGGAGAUGUGUGCCUCAAGCUCUGUUCCAAGCUGAGGACCUACACCAACUUCUUCAACAAUUAUCCCACUGUCCUCCGGACCAUCGACAGGUGUAGGGUGAUGAUCCCUGCUUUCCGGGCCUUUCUGAGGAGACAUGACAGGACCCUGGCCACCAGCAUGCUGAGCCUUCAGGAGCUGCUACUGCUGCCCUCGUCUCGUAUUGAGGAGUACCUGACGCUGUUCCAGGCCUUCUUCCUGUACACAGCCCCGGAGCAUCCCGACUGGUUACACCUGAGCUCCGUGCUGGAAGUUCUGAGAAGCUACAGGGUGUUUCUCCGCAAGUUGAAACAGCAUGCAGAUGGAGACUCGAAGAUACUGGAGACUCAGAGGAUGAUUCAGAGCUGCCCAAGUCUCCGGGAGGGGAGCCGGCGCCUCAUCACGUUACAAGAGGCGGCUCUGCUGAGCAUCCCAGAUUGCGACAUCGCCAUUCCACUCAGGGUCUAUGAGCAGGUGGAUGAUCUGGGCCUCUUCUUGUUUAAUGAUGCGCUGGUUUUGACUCGGAGGAGUGUGGUCCACCUGCCCUUCCGGCACGGCUGUAAGACAUCACACACCUUCCUGGCCUCAGUGGCCCUACAUGUGCUGACCCUGCGUGACAUCACGGACACAAAAUAUGUGAAGAAUGCGUUUGUGCUGGAGAGCCCAAAGCGCCAGUGGGUCUGUGCCACAGAUACGGAGGAGGAGAAAGUCACCUGGUUCUCCGCCCUGCGCAGAGCCGUUGGCGUGGCCAGUGGUGAGAAAUAGAGACAAACCAAGCCCUGACAACCUGCAUCUAACUGCUACUCCAUUACUCAUACUGGAGAGAGAUAUUCUGCAUCAAGUACUAGCUGACUCAUCAUUUGUCUUAUGGGUGGGGGAGCAUCAGAUUGUUGGGAUAAUGCAGUCCAUCUGACUAGACUCAUUUGUUACAGCUUCUGCUUAAUAGACUGUACGGUACAUGGCAUCUAUUGCUAGAAUAUGACCUUGUAGAAUCCCAGUGAGCGCAGUUUAACGAAAUCAUGACUCUGGAGAUUCAGACGUGUUGAAACAACUGAAACGUUUAAUCCAGAUUAAAUAUAUGCCCAAUAAAAAGGAACUAGUACUAUUCUAUUGAGCAUGGAAAGAAAAGGUAAUUGUCAGAUUCAGAUUUGGAAUUUACAGCCCAUCUGUAACAAGCGUCUCAUAAUUCCAACAUAAAAGUUCACUAUUGGAUGAUUUUGUGCUUCAGUAAUAUUAACAUGGUAUCAGUGGGGAUAAAUCACACAUGUUCUUAUAAUGUAUAUCAGUCCUCUGGGACCCCCGGGUGGUUCAUAUUUUUGCUCCCCAUUAGCUCCUUGUAGCAAAAAUGUGGAUUGUCUGGCAGGGAGCAAAAAUGUGGACUGAUUGGAGGUCCCCCCAAGGACCAGUUUGAGAAAUACAGCGGUACACCAUAACUCUUCUCUGUAUCAAAAACAAGGGUUCAUAUUAAAUUUAAUCUCAUUCAUCUGUAUAAGCAGGGCCUUUUCCCACCUUGUCUGUUAGAAACUCCACCAUAAUUUUUGUUACUACAUGAACAUUCACAGUACAUUCUCAUGCUGUAUUUCUGAAUGUCCCCAUCAGGAACCUGAGAUAACAGUUACCACUCACGUCAUCAUACAUCCUGCUUUUGAAAAUUACACAAAAAUUAUACCAAAGUUCACAAAGGCUGCACCUUUUGGCAUCACAAUGAUUAAUAAA